Molecule: messenger RNA, 2423 nt
Organism: Rattus rattus (black rat)
Lineage: Eukaryota; Metazoa; Chordata; Mammalia; Rodentia; Muridae
Gene: Klhl32
Product: kelch like family member 32
Exons: 11
Coding region: 392-2254 (620 amino acids)
Molecular function (GO): protein binding
Source: RefSeq, a predicted model, not a curated record
GGAGGCCGGCUGCUGGGAGGGUAGAACGAGCCGGGUUGCACGCGCCACCUGCGGGGCUGGCUGGCUUUCUCUUUCCGCGGACCCAUCCCCGUCCCUCCCCCAAGUCCCCUGGAGGUCGGGAGCGCGCGGGUUAGCGCGCACACCCGCUCGCAUCCACACACACGCCAGAGCGCGCGAUCAUCACUGCUGCAGCCCCGGCCGGGCAGACAGAGCUGCUGCAGUUUCCCCAGGGUCGAGGGGGGAAAGCAGAGCCGUCUUGUCCCCGAGAGAGCCUGGUGCCCGCCGGCCCCCUGGGGUAUCAAGCCCAGCAGACUGCUCCCCUCCUUCGGCUGGAAUGCUUGCGGAUUCUUCUGAAACCUUCUAAGCCUGAGUCUGAGGAACCAGCUGGAGGAUGCCGUCUGAACACUGCCUCAGUAUUCAAGAAAUGCUGACUGGCCAGAGGCUGUGCCACUCGGAAUCUCACAAUGACACUGUCCUCGCAGCACUGAAUCAGCAAAGAAGUGAUGGCAUUCUCUGCGACGUGACCCUGAUCGCCGAGGAACAGAAAUUCCAUGCUCACAAGGCAGUCCUAGCGGCCUGCAGUGACUAUUUCCGGGCAAUGUUCAGUCUUUGUAUGGUGGAAAGUGGAGCAGAUGAAGUAAAUUUACGUGGUGUGACCAGCUUGGGCUUAAAGCAGGCUCUGGAGUUUGCAUACACAGGACAGAUUUUGUUGGAGCCAGGAGUGAUCCAGGAUGUGUUAGCAGCUGGCAGCCAUCUACAGCUGUUGGAACUUCUCAAUUUGUGUUCCCACUAUCUCAUCCAGGAACUAAAUAGCUUUAAUUACUUGGAUCUGUACAGACUUGCUGACCUCUUUCACCUCACUUUGUUGGAGAAGGCAGUGAUUGAUUUCCUAGUGAAGCAUCUCUCAGAGCUUCUGAAGAGCCGCCCAGAGGAUGUUCUCACGCUGCCCUACUGCCUGCUGCAGGAGGUGCUGAAGAGUGACCGCCUGACCUCCCUGAGUGAGGAGCAGAUCUGGCAGCUAGCUGUGAGGUGGCUGGAACACAACUGCCAUUACCAGCACAUGGACGAGCUCCUGCAGUACAUCCGCUUCGGCCUAAUGGAUGUGGAUACACUCCACACAGUUGCCCUAUCCCACCCCCUGGUCCAGGCAAGCGAGACGGCAACUGCCCUUGUCAACGAGGCCCUGGAAUACCACCAAAGCAUCUAUGCACAGCCUGUGUGGCAGACCCGCAGGACAAAACCGCGAUUCCAGUCAGAUACUCUCUAUAUUAUUGGUGGGAAAAAGCGUGAGGUCUGCAAAGUCAAGGAACUUCGGUACUUUAAUCCCGUGGACCAGGAGAAUGCUCUCAUCGCCGCCAUUGCCAACUGGAGUGAGCUGGCUCCCAUGCCGGUGGGAAGGAGCCAUCACUGUGUGGCAGUCAUGGGGGACUUCCUGUUUGUAGCAGGAGGGGAAGUGGAGCAUGCCAGUGGCCGGACAUGUGCCGUGAGGACUGCCUGUCGCUAUGACCCCCGCAGUAAUUCCUGGGCAGAGAUAGCACCCAUGAAAAACUGCCGGGAACAUUUUGUGCUGGGUGCCAUGGAUGAAUACCUCUAUGCAGUAGGGGGCAGAAAUGAACUGCGCCAAGUUCUACCUACAGUUGAGCGAUACUGCCCCAAGAAGAACAAGUGGACGUUUGUGCAGUCCUUUGACAGAUCCCUGUCAUGUCACGCUGGAUAUGUGGCUGAUGGUCUUCUUUGGAUAUCAGGUGGGGUGACCAACACAGCGCAGUAUCAGAACAGACUGAUGGCGUACGAGCCUAAGCAGAAUAAGUGGAUAAGUCGCAGCCCUAUGCUACAGAGAAGGGUCUACCAUUCCAUGGCUGCUGUCCAGAGGAAGCUUUACGUUCUUGGAGGCAAUGACCUAGAUUACAAUAAUGACCGAAUUCUUGUACGUCAUAUAGACUCUUACAACAUUGACACUGAUCAGUGGACACGCUGUAAUUUCAACUUGUUAACUGGCCAGAAUGAAUCUGGAGUCGCUGUCCAUAAUGGGAGAAUAUAUUUAGUUGGUGGAUAUUCAAUUUGGACAAAUGAGCCUCUGGCUUGUAUCCAGGUCUUGGAUGUAAGCAGAGAAGGCAAAGAGGAGGUGUUCUACGGACCUACACUUCCCUUUGCCUCGAACGGAGUAGCAGCGUGUUUCCUUCCCGCUCCGUAUUUCACGUGCCCUAACCUUCAGACCCUGCAAGUACCUCACCACAGGAUCGGCACGGUCUGAGAAGCCAGCGCUCCGUUAGAGCGCGUCACCAGGACACCGAGUGAGACCCUGACAUUCGGAUGCAGGGCGUGAACAUCCUCAGUGCUCGAUGCUUCCCUGUCUUGUCUUACAGGUCUAAAAUUGUGCUAAGUACUAGCAAAAAAAAAAAAAAUGAAUAAUUUUCUAAACC